UGAAAACUCCACACCUCUUUUCUACGUCUUCGUCUGCGCUCAACCAGCUUUCCUCCUCUUCCACUUCUACCACACCUUUGCACCACCACUCGUCCAGGGCCAUUCCGUUCUCGCGUUGGUGCAGGACACUCUCGUAGCUUGUCGGCCAUUCGGCGCAGACGCUGCAAGAAUGGUUAGUUAGCCUCUUCGACCGUCGCGUUGCGCCUCGUCAUUUGCUCAUGCUGACCCCGCGCUUAGACGUCGUCGCAGGCAUCUACCACGACCCCUCUCCGCCAUGCCUUCGAGCGGCGCGUAGAGGAGGUCAAACCUUUGAAAAAGUACGUUCCCGCUCGUUUGUCGACUCCCUUGACAUGGUCAACCACGCUUGCGCGCUCUACAUGAUGAGUUUCAUCAACUGGGAAUCUCUCCUACAAAAUUAAAGCAUGCGGAGAACACAUAUUAGUUGUUAACUGAUUGAGCGCAUAUGCUGGAAGGCUCGGGGGUCGCGUCGCUAUCAUCUUUGCCCAGAUUGGAAGCUAACAUUCUACCUGUCGAUAGUGACAUAAAUGCGCUUAUCCUUGACUACCUUACAACAGAAGGCUAUCCCUCUGCAGCAGCCAAGUUCUCGACCGAGGCAAACCUUCAACCACAACAGGAAGCAGAAUCAGUAACGGCACGGCAAGCAAUUCAACACUCGAUCCACCUAGGAAGCAUCCAGGAGGCGAUCGAGGGGUUGAAUGAGUUGGAACCUCAGGUGAGCCAUACAAACUUAUUUCUUUACUACUCCGUUGCGAUGAUUAAUAUGUUUCAUGCACCACUCAUAUAGCCUUCGGGUCGGUGAUGAGAAAACCACGAACUUCAGUCCUCAGUAUGAGCAAUACUUCCCUCCAGAACUCUGUACAAUCACAAACUUGUAUGGUUACGUUUGCUAACUAUGAGUCAAGGUUCUUGAUAACAACCCAUCUCUCCACUUUGCUCUUCUUCGAUUACAACUCGUUGAACUCAUUAGGGAAUGCAAUUCGAAACCAGGAGGUGAUAUCACUCCUGCAUUGACCUUUGCUACACAGCAAUUAGCUCCUCGGGCCCCAACAAACCCAGAGUUUUUAGAAGACUUGGAGAGAACUAUGGCGCUUCUUGUUUUCCCGCCGGAUAAUCUUGAACCGCAACUGGCUGCUCUUCUCCACCCGGAUCUUCGUAGGUUUGUUGCAGAUAGUGUGAACAAGGCCAUCCUCAGCAUUCAGAAUCAACGACGUGAUGCUGCAAUCAGGAAUCUGGUUCGUCUUCGUGCAUGGGCUGAGAAAACAGCGAGGGACCAGAAGAAAGACCUGCCAGCUCGGAUCGAGCUCGGUCUUGAUGAGAAUGAAGACCGAUAUGAGAAUGGCCAUGAGCCCAUGAUUACUUGAAUAGGGCAAUUUAGAACGGCGUUUCGGUGCAACAUUUAAUACCAGCGUGCUAUAGCUGAUAAUUGGGAUUGGGGAAUGGACUUCGGCGUUAUAUCUGGCCCAGGAGGGUGACAUUGAUUGGCGUCCAGGAUAAACUGCUGUAUUUGUAGAACAGUCUAGUGUAUUCCCAUUUUGCUUACGAAUCAUACUAUAUUCUGUGCAACAUUGCUUGAU
Molecule: messenger RNA, 1595 nt
Organism: Hymenoscyphus albidus
Lineage: Eukaryota; Fungi; Ascomycota; Leotiomycetes; Helotiales; Helotiaceae
Source: the annotation of a GenBank genome assembly